AUGGAUAUUCAUCGCUGCCGUUUCGUGCCUUACAACCCCCAGGCGAUCAAUGCACUCUCAUUCUCUCAUCCUCCCUCUGCGGAACUUGCCGGUCGAGGUGUCCCUACCCUCCGGCUUGCCAUCGGCCGCGCAAAUGGCGAUAUCGAGAUCUGGAACCCAAUGCGCGGCGCCUGGUUCCAGGAGACGGUUAUGCGCGGAGGAAAAGAUAGGAGUAUAGAAGGGCUUGCAUGGACUCUCGACCCGCCAGAGGCUGGACCUGACGGGACCAAGAUUCCGGGAAAACUGCGCUUGUUCAGUAUUGGAUACUCGACCGCGGUAACGGAGUGGAAUCUGGAGCAGGGACGCCCCAUGCGUCACUCGAGUGGAAACUACGGUGAGAUUUGGUGUAUAGCAGCACAACCAAGAUGGCAGGCUACGAAGCGCGGCAAGGAUGGAAAGCCUCUGCCGCCCGCGGAGGGAGAGUACACCGGGCAGCAUCUCGCGGCUGGAUGUGCAGAUGGCUCAAUCGUGAUCUUGUCUACUGCCGACGGCGACUUGAAAUUUCUACGGCUGAUGCGUCCAUCCACAAAGAGAGCCAGAGUCCUUAGCGUCACUUUCCAGAAUCGCAACACCAUCGUAGCUGGUUAUGCGGACAGCUCGAUUCGGCUAUUCGAUCUUCGGUCUGGGCAGCUUCUGCGUACAAUCUCUCUCGGCAAGGGGCCGGCUGGUGGUCCCAAGGAAUUACUGGUCUGGUCAGUUAAGUGCCUUCCAGACGGUACGAUCGUUUCCGGCGACUCCGCAGGCGAGAUCCGGUUCUGGGAUGCGAAGAACUACUCCCUUAUUCAACGUAUACAAGGUCAUCUAGCAGAUACCCUCGAUGUCGCUGUCAGCGCCAAUGGAGAUACAGUCGUCAGUGGAGGUGCGGACCAGAGGACAGUUGUGUACAGGAAAAGUCCGGGAGAGAAAGGCGAAAAGAAGGGCAGAUGGGCUGAAGUGAUGCACCGUCGGUACCACACCCAUGACGUUAAGACUUUUGCUGUUUAUGAGACAAGGGAUAUUAGUAUUGUUGUUUCUGGAGGUCCGGACGCCUCGCCUGUCGUGCUCCCAUUGCGUGAAUUUGGAAAAGAACAUCACAGGAAGCUCUCCAGUCUGCCGCAAAUACCUCAACUCGCAUCUUCUCCUUCCUCUAGGCUUGUGAUGAGCUUCUGGGACAGAGAGGUCAGCAUCUGGCGCGUGUCUCGUGGUCCUAUCUCUCCACACGAUAACUUGGAAGGGCAGAAGCAUCGGCUUGUCGGAAGGGUCUUAAUUCAGGGUGAAGAAAAUAUCACAUCAGCGAUGCUCUCCGCGGACGGAAAGAUUCUUAUUGUGGCUACGGUUUCCGCAGUCAAGGUUUUCUCCGUCCGACGACGAAAGAGUGAUGAAAGGGGAACUUUACGGAUAACAAAGUUGGAUGUUCCUGCCGCGUUCUCUAAGGAUGGCGCACGAGCUGUGUCCAUAUCGCCGGACAGCCGGUGGCUCUGUGUGGUUCGACCUGAUAGCGCCAUCUACCUGGCCAGGGUCAUGCCUGCUUCGUCUCCUCAGGACAAACCACAGAUCUUACCGCAGCUUGUUAAACUUGACAGGGCGACUCGGCACACUCGUCACGAGAAGGCUUCUCAUGGUUCUCUAGGGGACUACGAGAGAACUGUGCGCUGCGUUGUCUUUUCCGAGAACAGCCGAAUUCUAGCGACCGGUGACCUUUCCGGCUGUAUCGAUACCUGGCUCCUGAAAGAUGUCAAGGACUCGUCUGCAGUAGCUUCUAACAAGCGCAACGGCGCUGCAGAUUCUGACGAUGAAUCUUCGGACGACGAGGAUGAACGACCGGUGAUAGACGGAGAGCGCUGGCAGUACGCCAAUGCUGACUCACCCAUACCCAGACUCAAAUCUGGCGUGCUUUUGCUCUCUUUCCGCCCCCAAAGCCCGGCAGAAGCAAAGCUUCUCACAAACGGUGCUGAUCAGUCUUCCCAGAUAUCUCUGAGGGGCGAGAGUCGAUUGAUGGCUCUUACGAGCGAACACCAGCUUGUGGAAUUCGACACUCUUGAAGGAAAGCUAUCGGACUGGUCAAGGAGGAACCCCAAGGCUUAUCUUCCGGAGCAAUUCAAAGGGGUCAAGGACCGAGCAAUGGGGUGCUUGUGGGACCUUUCCGAGUCGCGUGACCGCCUGUGGUUGUACGGGACAUCUUGGUUGUGGAUGUUUGACCUGAAUCAGGAUUUUCCCUCCUCGGAAGAGAUGAAGGAAGCCGCAGAUGGCCACGAAGGAGACUCUUCGACACAGCUCGUUAAGACAUCUUCGGCUCACAAGAGAAAACGUGAACAAAUGGAGGAAGAAGAGAAAAGAGGAAAAGCGAACAGUGGUGCUGGUGAUCGGAUGUCAUUGGCUCAAUCGGAUGUUCACUUUGGCUCCAAAUAUCGCAAGAUCGAAGGACACGAUGACUCCAAGGGAGAGUGGGUCUCUCUAGACAAGGAACGCCCACAAGCAGCAGGAGAUGAAGAGGCCUUCGAAUAUGACGAAAAUUCUGCAGCAGUUCAUGACACAGCCCUGGCGCGACUUAGAAGAGGAAAGCUUGAGGAAGACGGAAUUAGCACUCCGCGAAAGCGAGUCUCUCUUGGACCUCGUGAUAAUCUUCUCUCGCUCAAUGGAUCCAAUGAUACACCAUCUCGGAAGCCAAAUGACCAUGACAUGCCUGACACGCCUCAGACACGAUUGGUGCCGCCGAAUGGAACUCAACCGGCACGUCGGUGGUGGUACACGUACAAGUACCGUGAUCUGCUCGGCAUUGUGCCUCUGAGCCCGCCAUCGGCCGAGGAUGGCGUCGAAGAUGAUACUGCGGGCAAUACCCUGGAGGUUGCCAUUGUCGAGAGACCUAUGUGGGACGUUGAGUUACCAGGUCGCUACGUCAGAGAUUACGCAUAG
Aspergillus fumigatus Af293 is the source of this 2931-nucleotide messenger RNA. It is a transcript of the gene ura7, whose product is annotated as small subunit rRNA maturation protein UTP4. NCBI's taxonomy places the organism in Eukaryota, Fungi, Ascomycota, Eurotiomycetes, Eurotiales, Aspergillaceae. Gene Ontology annotation, molecular function: RNA binding; protein binding. Gene Ontology annotation, biological process: maturation of SSU-rRNA from tricistronic rRNA transcript (SSU-rRNA, 5.8S rRNA, LSU-rRNA). The record is from RefSeq and is a predicted model, not a curated record. Gene Ontology annotation, cellular component: small-subunit processome; 90S preribosome; t-UTP complex.